AUGAUUCAUCGAGAAAAGUAUCACCAUCUUCGAAUUAGAUUAGCUUCACCUGAACAAAUACGUAGUUGGGCUGAAAGAGUUUUACCAAAUGGAGAAAUCGUAGGACAAGUCACAAAACCAUAUACUUUACAUUAUAAAACACAUAAACCUGAAAAAGAUGGAUUAUUUUGUGAACGUAUUUUUGGUCCAAUUAAAAGUGGAAUUUGUGCUUGUGGAAAGUAUCAAAUAAUUGAAAAAUAUUCAAAAUUUUGUGAACAAUGCGGCGUUGAAUUUGUUGAAUCUCGCGUUCGAAGAUAUCGAAUGGGAUAUAUUAAACUAGCAUGUCCAGUAACGCAUGUAUGGUAUUUAAAGCGUUUACCUAGUUAUAUUGCAAAUCUUUUAGCUAAACCUCUUAAAGAAUUAGAAAGUCUAGUAUAUUGCGAUCUUUUUCUUGCUAGACCUAUUUCAAAAAAACCAAUUUUAUUAAAAUUACGAGGUUUAUUUAAAUAUGAAGAUCAAUCUUGGAGAGAAAUUUUUCCUCGUUAUUUUUCUUCGCGUGGAUUUGAAGCAUUUCAAAAUAAAGAAAUUGCGACGGGUGGAGAUGCUAUUAAAAAACAAUUAAGUAAUUUAGAUCUUCAAGGAGUGCUAGAUUAUGCAUAUAUAGAAUGGAAAGAACUAGUAGAACAAAAAUCUACAGGAAAUGAAUGGGAAGAUCGAAAAAUUCAAAGAAGAAAAGAUCUUUUAGUUAGACGUAUAAAAUUAGCUAAGCAAUUUCUUCAAACAAAUAUAAAGCCAGAAUGGAUGGUUUUAUCAUUACUGCCAGUUCUUCCUCCUGAAUUACGACCUAUGAUUGAAUUAGGUGAAGGGGAAUUAAUUACUUCUGAUUUAAAUGAAUUAUAUAGAAGAGUUAUUUAUCGAAAUAAUACUCUUAUUGAUUUUUUAGCUAGAAGUGGUUCUACACCAGGUGGUUUAGUUGUUUGUCAAAUUAGGCUAGUACAAGAGGCUGUAGACGGUCUUAUUGAUAAUGGUAUUCGAGGUCAACCUAUGAAAGAUAGUCAUAAUAGACCUUAUAAAUCUUUUUCUGAUGUUAUAGAAGGAAAAGAAGGGCGUUUUCGUGAAAAUUUGUUAGGAAAACGAGUUGAUUAUUCAGGCCGUUCUGUUAUUGUAGUUGGCCCUUUUCUUUCAUUACAUCAAUGUGGAUUACCACGUGAAAUGGCAAUAGAACUAUUUCAAGCUUUUGUUAUUCGCGGUUUAAUUGGACGCCAUCUUGCUCCUAAUCUUAGAGCUGCUAAAAGUAUGAUCCAAAAUAAAGAGCCCAUUAUAUGGAAAAUUUUGCAGGAAAUUAUGCAAGGACACCCCGUCUUGUUAAAUCGAGCACCCACUUUACAUAGGUUAGGUAUACAAGCUUUUCAACCAAUUUUAAUAAAAGGUCGCGCUAUUCGAUUACAUCCUUUAGUUUGUGGAGGGUUUAAUGCAGAUUUUGAUGGAGAUCAAAUGGCUGUUCAUAUACCAUUAUCUUUAGAAGCGCAAGCCGAAGCACGCUUACUUAUGUUUUCUCAUACAAAUCUUUUGUCCCCUGCUACAGGAGAUCCUGUUUCUGUACCAAGUCAAGAUAUGCUUCUUGGACUAUACAUACUAACAAUUAAAAAUCAUCAAGGUAUCUAUGGUAAUAAAAACCAUCCUUAUAAGCAAAAUAAUAAUAAAAUAUUUUUAAAUAAAACUCCUUAUUUUUCUAGUUAUGAUGACGUAAUAAAAGCUUACAACCAAAAAAAAGUGAGAUUACAUAGUGCUUUAUGGCUUUGGUGGGGAAGUAAAUUACGAACAAUUACUUCAAUAAAUCGUGAAAAACCUAUUGAAGUUCAAUAUAAUUCUUCAGGUAUUUCUUUCAAAAUUUAUGAGCAUUAUCAAUUAAAAAAAAACAAAAACGAAAAAAAUUUUAGUGUUUACAUUUGCACAACCGUUGGCCGUAUUAUCUUUAAUCAACAAAUAGAAGAAGCUAUUCAAGGUACUUUAAAAGCUUCGCUAUUUCGAAAUCAAUCUUUACCAGCUAUAACUAUAUAA
This is a messenger RNA of Physcomitrium patens, 2040 nucleotides long. The record is from the annotation of a RefSeq genome assembly. Lineage: Eukaryota; Viridiplantae; Streptophyta; Bryopsida; Funariales; Funariaceae.